This is a messenger RNA of Protopolystoma xenopodis, 615 nucleotides long. The record is from the annotation of a GenBank genome assembly. Lineage: Eukaryota; Metazoa; Platyhelminthes; Monogenea; Polystomatidea; Polystomatidae.
CUGCUUUUUUUCAUUUAUUUUCUUUUUGAAAAUGGCUUCUUAGAAUGUGGUGGUUCCUCUCAUGUCAAGCUUGUGUGCCUUCAUUCUCCCAAUCGUCAUCCUUCCAUCAACAUAACAGGCCCAGAAUCAAAUAGAAAUGCAUCCAUUGGAUCAGACUUUAAUCUCCGUAAACGAUUCUGCGAUGUGAACGUCGGGCGUUUAUGUUUUGCUGCUCCUACAUCUAUCCAAGCACUCCUUGAGACGAAGGUGAUUGAACUAGACAAUAUAGUAGAGCAGCUGAACGACGGAGGGUUUGAAAAGUAUGCUGUUUCUCAGACAGAUUGUGUUGGUAAUAGUAAAGAUGAAGCAAACUUUGACCAAGGAAAAUCUUCGAAGAUUGAUGAAUUAAUUAGUAACGAGAAAUCCACUACAGUUUCAUUUGCCAAAGGUAUUCAUAGAGAGACAACUGGUAUCUCUCUGAAUUCUUUAUUGGCUUCAAACUCAUCUUCAGAGCUGGCUCAGCUGCCUAUCUCGUCUUCAAUGAGUAAUAAUAUCGAGGUACAAGAAACUUCUAUAGAACGCUUUUCAACAUCAAAUGACAAUGGUAAAACAGUCUAUUUCACAUUUAUUGUAUAA